Molecule: messenger RNA, 3887 nt
Organism: Scophthalmus maximus (turbot)
Lineage: Eukaryota; Metazoa; Chordata; Actinopteri; Pleuronectiformes; Scophthalmidae
Exons: 15
Coding region: 679-2889 (736 amino acids)
Molecular function (GO): guanyl-nucleotide exchange factor activity; protein binding
Source: RefSeq, a predicted model, not a curated record
CCAGGUCAAGAAUUAACGUCCAUGCUCAAAAUUAUUUUGAAUUAUUGUAUAUCUUUUGACUUUGAUAGCCAACUUAACUACCUUUUAAUAUCUCUUAAUAUCCUUGCCUAUUUUACACAUUCAUUGUUUUUUUUAUAAUUACCUUGCUUCAUCAUCUGCUAUGAACCCACAGUACAAGUGUAAAAAUAUCGACCUGGGUAUAUUCCUUCUUUCAACAUUUAAUGAGAGCACGGUAGCUUCAAAUAAAAAACAACUUUAAGUAAAAUGUUGGGCCAUAAGGCAGAACAUGUUUACCUACCAGUGAAAAAGAUGAUCCCUCUCCAUGCUGAGGAUUAUGUUUUCAUCUGGGAUUACACAUGGUAAUAUUAACAGCCGGGCACUGGAUGGGGUCUUAAUGGCAAUGGGUUAAUACUCAGCACUUAGCUCUAUUUAAAAGCCUCUCACCAAGCCAUGUCCAGUCCACAUUCGGACUAGCAUCGAUUGGGAUCAUCAUUUCCAGUGUACAAACAGUAGUUCCUUUUCAAGACAUAUUGAAUGGAUUUUCCACUGAUUACAGGAAGUACUUGUGUGUAACUUUCUGUACUGUUUUUCAGUUUAUGUAGUUUUCAGUUUGGGACCUUCUCCCUUUUUUAGGGCCCGAACCAGCACUGCUGGUUUUUCAUAAUAGCAGCUGCUGAAAUGGACUCAAAAUCAGGAGCUACCGACUCUGUGCUGGAUUCUCCUGAACAGCAGCAGAUCUUCAACAUGAUGAGUUUAUCUCAGCGUGGACGAAUGGAUGAACAGCGUUGCACCUUGAGUCCUGCCAGAACUGCAAAAAUCAAAGCUACACCUACUGGUUCAAACUGUGAGGAGUUCUCUCAUACCCAGGACAGCAAGCAGGGACAAAGCCUUAAUGACUUGAAGGUGUCAUUGCCAGGAUUGAACUACCAGAAACCUAUAAGUGAUAACCAUCACGGCUCUGCCCCUCACAUCUCCGUGACGGAAAGCACUCCAGAUCUAAACAGGAAACUCGUGUCACCAGCCAACCAAUUACAGUCAGAAUCACCUGAUGAACAACUUAACUUCAUGAAUAUGAUCAGCAAUGGACAGCGUGGGCGCAUGGAUGACCAGUCCUGUUCCUUGGAUCCUAGCAAGAGUGCUCCCUGCACACCCAAACCCACAGACAGAAAGCUUGCUGCAGAUCCUGAAAUGUUCUUCAAACUCUUGUCCAACACCCAGAGCAAACGGCUUGAUGACCAGCGAGCGACUCUUCCAUCAUUACCAGGGCCACAGAAAGAAAAUGCCACAUCGACUGCUGGAGGAGAUUCAAGCUACUUGUGUUACAUGGUUUCUAAAGUCCAGGGCUCCAGAAUGGAGGACCAAAGGUGCUCACUACCUCAAAUCAAGGAUAAGUCUGUGUCUGGUUCAGGCCCCCCACGCUCAGCCUCUUUCAGCCCCGGCUCAGACAUAGGUCGAUCCAAGAGUAACGAUAAAGAAUCUCAAAAACAGGUCUUGAGUGCAGCUGAACAGGAAGAUUUUUUUUCCUUAAUGAGUAAUUCCCGGCGUGGUCGAAUGGAUGAGCAGCGAUGUGUCUUAGGUGUUAGUCCACAGUCCACACCCAAACACAAGCCCAGUCAGAGCACCUUGCCCAAAGAUCCAGAUUCUGAAAAGUUUUUCACCCUGCUGUCCAACACUCAAGACCGACGGCUUGAUGAUCAGCGAGCAUCUCUUCUUCCAUUGCCAGGGAUACAAAAUGGCGGUGGCACAUCAGCAUCAGGUGCUGCAGGGAUGGAUACAAACCACUUGUGUUACAUGGUCUCCAAAGUCCAGGGAUCAAGGAUGGAUGAACAGAGAUGCUCUGCACCCCAAAUCUUACAGAAUCUCGGUUCCCCAUCUGCUCAGCACAAAGAACAUCCCAAUUCAGACAACCGUGCCAAAACUGACCAACAUCAGCAGGAGGCAUCUCCAGCUGAGCAGGAUAAGUUUCUCAAAAUGAUGAGUCAUGCACAACGUGGACGUAUGGACGAGCAACGUUGCUCUUUACAGCCGAGCAGAAGUACACCUGCCACACCCACACACAAUGGAAGUGCUUUAAAAAAUGUACCAACAGGUGCAGAUGCGGAUGCAUUCUUCAAAAUCAUUUCCUCCAGUCAGGGACGACGGCUAGAUAAUCAGCGUGUUUCACUUCCCACUCUGCCAGGGAUAAGUGGGAAGUCUGAACGAAAAGAAAAUACAAAGGCUCGACCCCCAGCUUGUCCCCCACUUAUCAUUGUGGCUGAAAGUACACCAACAACACCCAGGAAGGACCAUUCCAGACGUACCUCUCAACCCCAAAUGGCCAAUGCAGCAUAUGGCUCCCCCAGAGCCUUUCCCAAAUCUGCUUCAUUUACCCCUGAGACUGAAUAUCUGAAGAAUCUGAAUUCCCCAGGACAGGUAACAGUGAGGGUGUCUAUGAAUUUCACACCACAGCAGGGACAGGAGAAUGCUGAACCACUUACAUUCCCAGAGGUCUUCCUCACUCUAGGAGCCCCCGGAGAUAACUUUGUGAUUCCUCUGAGCCCAGGACCUGGCAGACCCCUGUCUUUAAACUUAAACCUUGUCCCAAAAGAUUAUGUGAAGUCCGGGCACCGCUCUCCAAGUCGUGCAAGUCCCAGGAAAGCCCGCUCAAGACCGUCAUCUCCUAACCCAGGUGCAACCAGCAAAGCUCAUCCUGUGUGGCAAUGUGAACGGGGGGAGCUUGUGACCUUCCCCAUCAGCCCAGAUGAAGACUGCUUCUCUCUGAUUGAGAAGAUUCACACGGCCCACCUGCAGAAGGGGAUGGCUCAAGGAGGACAAAAAUGUAAAGGAGAUCCUGGAAAGGGACAGGGGGUUGGAAAGAGAGAUAGAAAGGAUGGCGGCAAUAAACAAUAAUCGAAAGAAGAUUCUUCUGCUUUAUUUAGUUAAGUUAUUUAUUUGAGGCGUUUUUUCUCUGCCAUUUGAAAGUUAUUUGUGUAUGUGUUUGUGUGUUUGUGUAUGUAUAUGUACAAACUUUGUGUAGGUGAGAACUUGAUGCUUUGCUUUUUUCAAAUGUAAAAGCAAUAUAUGCGGUUAAAGAUUAUUUUGCUUUGGCUGCUCAUCCAAAGAGAGAAAGUGUAGAAAUUUAACCAACAACCAUAAUUUGUGAAACUGAAUGGGGGGAAAACUGAGUAACAGAUACAGAAAAACCUUAAUUAAACGUGAUUACCUUUGAAAAGAAAACAGAACACUUGAAAAGUUAUUAACACAUAUUGUAGAUUUACAGAAGGAAAUUCUUAAGUGCUCAUAUUGUUUGAACUUUGUUGAAAGGCCUCAGCUUAACCUUGCAUCUUUUAUUCGGCAGAAUCACUUCCCUGAAAGUAAGAGAGAGACAAUAAGUAUUUGGAGGCAAUGUUUGCAAGGAUAUUUUGUAGCAGGAAUACAGUAACCUGCAUUUUGUACUGGUGGAAAAUGCAUUUUAUGGAAUGACAAAAUUAGAGGUAAAGCUAUUUUCUGCAAUGUGGCUUAUGGAAUAGCACAAUGCACAUGAUUCACAUUCGAGUCAUUCGUUGCAAUGUAAAAAUGAUGAUUAUAUACUGUAGGUGAUGUAAAUCUGGUCAGUACAUGAUGCUGUCAACAAGAAAGAAAAAGUUACCUUUCCAACAUCACGACUCUUGGCUCUCAGGUUGUUGACCUGGGUCUCAGAAAUGUCAGCGCGCUCCUGAGCUUCUUCCAGUUCAUGCUGAACCUUCCUGAGCCUGGACAUGUGAGUGUUGGCCUGCUCCUCCUGUGAAGGAUUUAGUUUUAUUAAUUUAUUAUUAUUAUUAUCAUUAUUUAUUAAUGGUGGUAUGAUUAUUAAUUCAACUGAUGUGAAUGUUUGGUCAUAUAAAUAAAGUUAACUUACAGCCUCCUCA